CUCCAUAAACGGCCCCUUUAAGAAAGGAAGUCUGCUGAUAUUGACGGAAUUCCCUGAUCUGGCUUGCGAGAGCUAUGGAAUUAAGAGAGAGAGUGGCUGGUUUCAAACGGUACUGACGGAGAUCGCCUAUACUAUUAUCUAUCGGGGGGGAACUGGCAUUCAUGCAAAACUAAUCAAGGUUGCAGCGGGAUGUAAACUCGUUUCUUUGGUUUACAAAAGAGCGGAUUGCGAUGGCGGGGCUGAGGCUCAAUGAACAGCUUGUGGCUUGGCGGAUCUGAGCAGGUGGACGCUACUGGAUACAUUCAAAGGCAAUUCUCUGUGUUAAUGAAACUUUGCUACGAUUUACGGGCUGGAAAUGCUGUACACCAUGCUAAGGUAAAGCCGCCGACGAGAGGGGUGUUGAACAUGCUAAAGCGGCUGGACAAAAUCAGGUUCAGAGGUCAGAAGCGAGACGACUUCCUGGAUCUAGCAGAGUCCCCCAACGGAUCCGACAAUGAAUGUAGCGAUGACAUCCUGCUGAGGACGAAGCCUUCACUCAAGACACAAGACACGGAAGAACUAGGAGACCCUGCGGGUUCGGGGGCUCUCACCAUGGCUGCAGCAUUUCAAGACUUCCAGAGGAGCGAGUCAGACCGGCUAAAUGAGAUGAAGGGUCAUCUAGAGAUUGCCUUACUGGAGAAACACUUCCUACAAGAGGAGUUGAGGAAGCUACGAGAGGAAACCAAUGUGGAGAAGAUGAAGGAAGAGCUGGAGAGAGAGCGAGGGAAGAGGCUCGACCUCGAACUGAGGAUGAACGAGGUGCUAAAAUCCAGUUUGGAAGACUCGCCGCCACAGCCUGCCCGUAAACCCCCGUCUCCAACGCCUGCUGCCAAUGGCAAAGACGCAGACAAAGACAAGCCGCCACAGGGGGAGACCCUGUACUUGCGGGCAUGGAGAUGGCUCUACGACAGGGUGGGGGUCUACAUAGAAGACUUCCGCUUCGUCCCGGAGGAGAACACUGUGGAGGCUGAGGAACCGCUAAGUGCUAAAAGGCUAACAGAAAAUAUGAGGCGACUCAAGCGAGGAGCCAGACCGGUAACUAACUUCAUGAGGAACCUCUCAGCCUUAUCCAACUGGCACUCAGUAUACACCUCAGCUAUUUCCUUCAUAAUCUACAUGAAUGCUGCGUGGCAUGGCUGGGCCAUCCCCAUGUUCCUCUUCUUGGCCAUCCUGAGGCUCUCCUUGAAUUACCUCAUUGCUAAAGGUUGGAGGAUUCAGUGGAGCAUUGUGCCGGAUAUUACGGAUCCUAUAGAACCGUCAAAGGAUGACUUGACUGUGUCUGAAAAGUUCCAGUUAGUGCUUGACGUUGCACAAAAAGCCCAGAACCUUUUUGGUAAGAUGGCGGAUGUUUUGGAGAAAAUAAAGAACCUGUUCAUGUGGGUGCAGCCUGAGAUAACUCAGAAGCUCUACAUAAGCCUGUGGGUUGCCUUUCUCUCCUCCUGCAUACUGCCCUUUAAACUUGUGGGCUUCAUGAUUGGACUGUAUGCAGGGAUCAAAUUCUUCAUCAUAGACUUCUUGUUUAAGAGCUGUCCCAAGCUGAGGGACAAAUAUGACACACCUCACAUCGACUGGAACAACCUACCAACUGAUCCACAGCUGAAGGAGAGGACCAACGCUACAAUGUCCCGACGGCUGUCUGGGUCUGAGAAGAUUCAGCCUGUGGUGGCAAGAGGUAGCUUAGCAACCGUCCCAUGCGGCGUAAACCUGGAUGGUGACAGUGCCAGGAUUCAUAGCACCAAGAAGGGAGCCUUUCAUGAGAUAUUCAAUGUCUCAGAGAAUGAGCGCCCUCUACCAGUGUGUGAGAAUGGGUGGAGGUGCUGCCUCAUCAACAGAGACCGGAAGAUGCCAACCGACUACAUUCGAAACGGCAUGCUCUACGUUACAGAGAAUUAUCUGUGCUUCGAGAGCUCCAGUUCCAAAUCGGCCUCCUCCAAGAAGAAUAAGGUUAUUAAGCUGGUGGACAUCACAGAUAUCCAGAAGUACAAAGUGCUGUCUGUCUUACCUGGGUCUGGAAUGGGAAUCUCCAUAGCCACUCCCUCCACACAGAAGCCUCUGGUGUUUGGUGCCAUGAUCCAUCGAGACGAGGCCUUCGAGGCGAUCUUCACCCAGUACAUGAAGAUCAUUACCACCUCCAGGCCACCCUCGGGCAGCCCUGAGCUGUAGCCCUGUCAUCCCCAUGGACAGAGGGCUAGGCUGGGAUCAGGGCUGGGCCACCUUCCCCUGAACCCUCCCUGGCUGGAGGAAAGACAAUUGGAGGAAAGUGACAGGACACACACCUCUUCUCCUCCCUCUCUUAUUUACAGUGACUGGACAAUCUUCUCUUUUAUGACUGAGAGGUGUCUGUGCGCACGUCUGUCUGGAGGUGGGACUUGUAGUCCAAUAAGGAUGGUGCACACAUUCCUGCACUCUUUCUAUGUCGGACCGAGGAUGAGGGGGAUGAAGAAGAGGGGAUGGGGGGGACAUUUUUAACACAUCUCAUCAUAGGAGAAGGAGCUGGCUCUCCUGCCUGCUUGCCUGACUGACAGCUUUAAUUCGCUUCAGAUGUGUGUGUGUGUGUGCCUGCCCAGACAGCGUGCGUCUCUACUCACCUGUCUUCUUUCUGUCUUUCUCGCAAAGUCUGAGUCCGUGUAACUGUUACUGCUGGUCAUGCACGGAACCGUACAGACAGUAUGCCGUACGGUAGCUAGAUGUUUGUGUAGAAAACAGAAAGCUGUGAGAAAGUCGAGCCAACAUCUGAACAACGUUCAACAUGACACUAAGCCUUUUUCCAUUAGUUUACAUCGUUGCUGUGGAUUUUCUGUGGAGACACGCACGUUUCAGCAACAAACCGUUUGCUUUCAGGUGUCUUUUUGCAUAUGACGUGUGGUAUGUGUUAUACUUUCAACACUCACUACUGAACUGUACUGUGUCACGUACAGUAGUGGGGACCUUGGCGAUGAUGUUCAUUGUGAAAUGUUUUCAAAUGCCUUUCUUUUGAAUUCUGCUUAUUUUUGUAAUAACCAAUGGAAUGAUGAGGAUCUGGACUUUGUUAAAGUAUGUCCUGGAUCUGUGGAUUGUGUUAUAAAACUAAAGCACACUCGCUGUUAGAGAGACUCAUAACAGACCUAAACCCUGAAUACUGUGUCUAAACUGAAGGUACAUGGUUUAAAUGUAACAUAGCUGGUUCAGUGAACUAAACUUGUGUGCUGAGUAACCCCGAGGCCUAAGACCUAAAGAUGAGUUAAUGCCUUGGCUUUAGCCUCGUAGGCUAACACAUUCUUAAGGUGCAUACUGUAGGUCACAUAACACAGGUUUUGGGCCUUAGUAUGUUUUACUUCAGUCUUUAGUGACAUGUUAUGGUAUAGUAGUACUAUAGUAGUCCUACGGUAAUACCAACCUGUAGUAUUAACACUGGGGUGGUCAGAUGUGUACAAUGUGCUGUCCUGUUAAAUUACUUCUUAACUUGGUUAACUUGACUAGUAACUAGUUAACUCCUGGAUGACUUAUCUCAGUAUUUCAAUGCAAAAUCGAGUCAGUCAACUGGCCUAGUUCUGUAGUAUUCAUUGACAGCAGGAGGAAGUAGAAGUUUGAAAGGAAUAUUUUAAUGUCACUUUAUUGUCACCGUUCUAGAUUAAAAGCGGGUCUUUUAUUUCUCAGAUAGGUUUGAUAUGUAGAAUUGUAACGAAUGCCAAACCAAGUGGAUGUGCACACUUUCUGUGUUUUGUAAGAUGGCUAGAAGAGUUAUUGUGGGUAAAUAUUUCUCGUUUCUCGUUUACUGCAAAUGAGAGGGGAGGUUAUACCAUGCUCUCAGAUCCUUUUUUGCCUCCGCACAACAAGCUAGUCCCCUAAAACGCAUUCAUCUUCCCACACUGUUAACAAGCCCAUAUAAACUUAGUCAGUUAUUGUCUUACAAAACCCAAUCUUCAGUUGUGUUACGACUGGAUAUGAAAUUUCAUUUCUGGAGAUGGUCUAUUGUCUAAGGAACUCAUGCUGUUGGUGUGUUGAUUUGAACGAUUGUCUGACUGUACCUUACUGUAGUCUUAAUGCUUACCUGGAACCUUUCUUAGUCUAUUAGUAACAACUAACUUUGAAAUCUGCAAUCAGGGUCUGUCCUAAAAGAAGCACACUGAAUGUAUUGUGUUACUGCUGUAAACGCUUAGUUACAUUUUUUUUGUUGCCAAAAUGUAAUUUUUCUUUCUUUCUUUUACUGCCCGCCAUACUCUGCCUACACUGAUGUUUACUGAAGGUUGGGUUAAAAACCUUAAUUGAUUUGUUUUUCUUUUGUUUGGAAUGUCGGUUUGAGCUCCAAGCCAUAGGUGGAGUCAUGAAGACUGGACAGACAUCUUCCUUUUGCGUUUGAAUCACUGUGUCAGCUUUUAAAUCUGCUCAGACUGGUCUCAGGACAACCUCUGCUGCGCACCUUCAUCCCAACAGCAAACGUAAGCCUGAUCUCUGAUCUGUUUUAUAAUGCUUUAAUAGCUAAAGCUAAAGUUGAGCUCUUCUGUUGAGUUUGUUGUCAUGGCAAAUACUAUACAUGUACUGCAUAGCGUGGUAAUGAAAGUCAGAGGAGUUGGAUCAAGCAUAUAGUAACAGAUCUGGGACUAGGCUAACAGUAGAUCGACGGUGACAUCAGAGAACAUUCUAGUCAGAUUAUAUUGUACGUCAAUCACGCUGCAAAAACAACUGUCAGUGAUCGUUCUUAUGGUAGUGGCUUGCAGUACAUGCUAAAAUCAUCAUCUUUUAGCUAUUUUUGGAUCACUCACAGGCCUUCCUUACAGACAGCAGAGGUCGUCAUGGCGACUCCGAGAGCUUCUGUCCACUGGUUUCUAUUGGUUUCCACUUCUGUGGCUCUCGUUGUGUUAACCAAGUAUUAGUUGUAACGCAAAUGUAAACAUUAGUCAAUUACUUUCAUGAUAUUCCCAUACAGUAUAUCACUGCAACGUUCAAUAUACUGUAAUCAUCUGUCAGUUGUGGGUAAUUAUUUGUCAUCUGUGGGUCUGAGGACUAAAAUGACAAAAGAGGAAUUUAUAUACAAUAAGGUAAUCCAUUGAUUUUUAAAGAGAACAAUGUCCAUUGUAAAAUAUGUGGUGUCCAUUUUUUUUAUUUAAAUAAAAUGAAUUAAGUAUU
Molecule: messenger RNA, 5145 nt
Organism: Oncorhynchus nerka (sockeye salmon)
Lineage: Eukaryota; Metazoa; Chordata; Actinopteri; Salmoniformes; Salmonidae
Product: GRAM domain-containing protein 4-like
Exons: 20
Coding region: 250-2202 (650 amino acids)
Biological process (GO): negative regulation of toll-like receptor 9 signaling pathway; apoptotic process
Source: RefSeq, a predicted model, not a curated record